GCUAGGGAGCACUGUUUGGUGCUGAGCUGCAAUCCUUAUGGUUCCUCUUAAACGCAGGAAGACAAAGUCGAGGGCUGCCGGCACCGAUGAUGUUGUGGUUACCAAGUUCCCCCAUGUCAUCAUAUUCCUCCUGGAGCGAAAGAUGGGAGCGAGCCGUAAAACCUUCCUCACUGGACUUGGCAGGAGAAAAGGAUUUUGUGUUGAGGAAUGUUACAGCCAAUCUGUCACACACGUUGUGUCAGAAAACAACUCUGGGGAGGAGGUCCGGGAUUGGCUGGAGGCACAGACACCCGGGGGAGGAGGGACAGGAGUCCCCGCCCACCUGCUGGACAUCAGCUGGUUCACUGACAGCAUGGCGGCAGGCCAUCCGGUGGACAUCCAGGACAGACACCAGCUGUGGGUGAGAAUGCAGCCCAGCUCUGGUGCCAUGGUGACCACAAUGAAAGGAUAUGCGUGCCAGAGGAGAACGCCAUUGCAGCACCAUAACACACUGCUCACAGAUGCUCUCCUGGUACUGGCAGAGAAUGCGGAGUUCUGUGAGGAUGAGGGGCGGAGCGUGGCGUUCAGGAGGGCGGGGUCUGUGCUGAAGGCCCUCCCCCAGGCCGUGCAGAAGAUGGAGGACCUCCAGGGCUUGCCGUGUCUAGGGGGCCAUUCACAGAGAGUAAUUAAGGAGAUCCUGGAAGAUGGGAAAUCACGCGAGGUGGAGACGGUGCUGCACUCUGAGCUGUACCAGGCAAUGAAGGCGCUGACGGGAAUCUUUGGGGUGGGGGUGAAAACUGCAGAUCGUUGGUUUCGGGAGGGUCUGCGGCGCCCCUCCGAUGUGGUGAAGUUGGGGUACAAGCUUAACCACACCCAGCAGGCAGGUCUACAGUAUUACGAUGACCUCAACACGCCCGUCACCAAGGCAGAAGCCGACGCCAUUAGUCAGAUCGUGGAAGAGGCGGUCCAGGCAGUGUUGCCGGGGGCGAGAAUAACUCUGACAGGGGGAUUCAGGAGGGGCAAGCCGACCGGACACGAUGUGGACUUCCUCAUCACUCACCCAGAGGAGGGGAAAGAGGAGGGCUUGAUGCCAAAAGUGGUCAGCUGGCUGGAAGCUCGGGGUCUGCUGCUAUACCAGAAGACCAACAUGAACUCCUACCUGGAGGCCAAGGACGGGCCCGCCCGCCCCCCUCAUAACAUGGACCGCUUCGAGAGGUGCUUCUCCAUCUUCAGACUUGAGCGGCGUCACGCCAGGCUCCAGCAGCAUCCCCUGGCCGUCUGUGAGGAGCAGCCCCAGGAUAACGACUCUGCUCUGGGGCGGCGAGCAAGCGAGUCCCCGGACUGGAAGGCCGUGAGAGUGGAUCUGGUCGUCACGCCCGUCAGUCAGUUCGCCUUUGCUCUGCUGGGCUGGACCGGGUCGCAGCUUUUUGAGCGGGACCUCCGACGCUGGGCUGGGCAGGAGAAACACAUGUCUCUCAGCAGCCACGCUCUAUAUGACAGUCAACAGAAGCGGUACCUGCGGGCCAGCUCAGAGGAGGAGAUCUUUGCUCACCUGGGCCUGCAGUUCAUUCCCCCAUCUGAGAGGAAUGCCUGACCCACCCACACAACUGGAUGUGGGCGGUGCCUCACACUGGAGGAAAAAUUUACUGCACAAAGAUUUUAAUUCUUUUGAACUUGUGCGUGCAUGAGCGUGUGCACACACGCGUGUAUAUAGUGUACAUGGAAGUUGGCUGUACUCUGGAGAUUAAGAGUAACUUCAUUGUUGUUCUUUUUCUGCAGCAGAUAUUGGAACUCAUGUAAUGGACCAUAAAAUUCAUUACUGACUUGAAUGGUUCUUAAUAUUAAAUCUGGGGGAAACUGAAUGUGAAAAGAGUGUAUCAGUACUUCACUUUCUGUUCACAUGGCCUCUCCCAGCUCACGUGUGUGCCUAAAGCAUGUUACUUAUGUACAGUCCUUCUUGUCCUAAAUUUUAACUGUGCCUUUGUGGGUAUAUUUACCUAGAGAUAUUCAAAUAACACAGGACACUAAAAUUUUAAAAUAAAGAUUUGCUUUUUCAUA
This is a messenger RNA of Anguilla anguilla (European eel), 2037 nucleotides long. It is a transcript of the gene polm, whose product is annotated as polymerase (DNA directed), mu. The record is from RefSeq and is a predicted model, not a curated record. Gene Ontology annotation, biological process: double-strand break repair via nonhomologous end joining. Lineage: Eukaryota; Metazoa; Chordata; Actinopteri; Anguilliformes; Anguillidae. Gene Ontology annotation, cellular component: nucleus. The coding region runs from base 38 to 1573 and encodes 511 amino acids. The transcript has 11 exons. Gene Ontology annotation, molecular function: DNA binding; DNA-directed DNA polymerase activity.